Molecule: messenger RNA, 2496 nt
Organism: Phlebotomus papatasi
Lineage: Eukaryota; Metazoa; Arthropoda; Insecta; Diptera; Psychodidae
Product: zinc finger protein 98-like
Exons: 2
Coding region: 151-2403 (750 amino acids)
Biological process (GO): regulation of transcription by RNA polymerase II
Cellular component (GO): nucleus
Molecular function (GO): DNA-binding transcription factor activity, RNA polymerase II-specific; RNA polymerase II transcription regulatory region sequence-specific DNA binding
Source: RefSeq, a predicted model, not a curated record
AAAUUAAAAUUGUCGCCGCUUGAAAUUUAACGGCUCAGUAUUCAAAAUUGUAAAUAAACAACCUCACUAUGAUUUUUUAUUAAAAUAAAGUAUUUAUUUUAAUUUUAUUGACUUUAAAAUUGUAUAUAUUAGUGAUUUAAUUGUUUAGUGAUGUCCCAGGAAGAAAGUCAUCAUCAGAUUCUCCUGAUUAAGAUCAAAUUUCAGGUGCUGAAACUAGUGGAAUGCAUAGAAAAACUAAAUGAAGUUGAUCAAAAAGAGGCUGUGCACUUCAUCCUGUAUCGCAUAUCCCAGGUAAAACAUUCUAUUGUGAGCAAAAGCCUAGAUAUUUGGGGUAAGGUAGCUUCUGGGAGGUUUAAAAGAGAAACUCGGAGAAAAUGCCUUCCGGGAAGGUGUUUGGAGGGUCUCAGGAGGCUCGAUUAUAGCCUGAGGAUUAGUCAGAUUGUCCAUGAUUGUUUGUCCAGGAGAAAUUCCUGUAUUCAGCGACAGAGUUCAGAGCUGCUGAGGAGGUAUCUUCAGGGUGAAAUUUCUCUCGAUUUGCAUGUUCUUGUUUGUGGGAAGAUUAGGAGAAAGUUUCCUGAUCAGUCGCUCUUGGAGAUUAGUUACGAUGAUGAGGAAGGGGAGGAGAGUCACUUUGGGGAUGAGGGAUUGAGUUUUGAGGAAGAACUUCCUUUGGAAAGUGAAAUUCCCUUGCCAAAAGCAGAGAAGAGAAAAGCUGGAAGUUCGAGAAGGAAGAAAAAACGGCCUAAGAAGGACAAUUUCAAUUGUCCCUUGUGCCCAAAGGAGUACAAGCGUAGGCAAAAUGUUGUUGAUCACUUUACCGUGAAGCAUCCAGGCUUCUGUCCGGAUUGUGGGGAUGAAAUUGGCUUUGAUCCUCAAACGAAAGUCAAUCACAACAAAUCCAAACAUUUGGAUGAAUAUCCUUACGUCUGUGACAUUUGUGGGGAAUCCAUGUCCAGGAAUCAGCAGUACCAGGCCCAUCUGGAAACCCACAAGCGACCGCUAGCCCCUAAAGUCGAUCCUCCCAAGAAAAAACGCGAGAAACGUCCAAAGCAACCGCAGAAAAAUCGCUAUUCCAUUGUACUUCCGGACGGGAUUAUCUGUCCAGUCUGUGGGGCAAUAUUCCCCAAUCGUAGUCUCCUAAAUGUCCACAAAUCUCGUUUCCACUCCGACAAACUCUUUCAGUGCGAAAUCUGUUCGAUUGUCUAUAAAAUCCGAUCGAGUUUCUUGCGUCACAAGAGGAACCAUCAUUCUGGCCAGGAGAAAAAAUUUGUAUGUGAGACUUGUGGAGCCAAGUACAGCUCGAAUUCUGGCCUGAAGGAUCACAUGAAGCUGCAGCAUGACAAAACGACAUUUUCCUGUGAGAUUUGUGGGAAGAAUUUCAAGAUUGAGCGAGUUCUGCGUCGUCACAUGAAGAUGCACUCAACAGAACGCCCAUAUUCCUGCGAUCUCUGCCCCCAGACCUUCAAGAUGCGCUUCCAGUGCGAAAGGCAUAGAAAAGCUGUCCACAAGGAACAAAUAUCUAGGGAGAAUGCAAAGAAUAUCCUAGAGAAAUCCACAGAAACUCCCAUAAUUCCUAAAGAAAUCCCCAAAGAAACAGAAAAGGAAGUCCUACCAGAACUUCCAGCAUCAACAGAAUCUGACAUUCUUCAGAUAAUCUCCAACCAAAUCCCCUCGGAAGUUAUUCCAAUCACCACAGAAACCGCUCCUUCGCAAUGCUACCAGACAGAUUUCUCUCUGCCUCCCGAGAUGAUUCACCCUUACCAGGAAGCAUAUCCCUAUCCCCAAGACCCUUACACCAUCCCUCACGACACCUACAUCCCCACCCAACCGGAUUAUUCCCUCAAUCCUCAGGAAAUCAUCGAAAUCCCUCCAGUUCCUAACUCUCAGCUCCUCACAGAUCCUUCCUUCCUGCCUCAGUACCCCUAUGACGUCUGGAACAACCAAUUCGACUGCCAAACUCCCAUCAGCACCCAAACCCUCCCUCAAAACCCAAAUCCAACCUACAACAUCGGCAGCAUCCUCUCCAACCUGGAACUAAUGGAGAACAACGCAACCUUUGACCCUUCCUACGAUUUCUUCGACCCUCCUCCUCAGCAGCAAUUCUACGGGAAUCAGACCUGUCCAGACACCGAAAUCCUCCAAUGGCAGCAGAAGAUCGACCAGUAUGACUUCAAUAGCCAGAACCAUACGCUAACGGACAUUUCCAACACUUUCCUGAGGGACGAACAGAGGCAGAACUGCAAUAUCAGCUCCUACGUCAGCAAUGCCCAGGGCCAGGGAAAUGGCGAGGAGCAGCAGAUCUUCAAUCCCAGCAAUGUCAAUGUUAUGCUCCCCUCCCUGGCUGAUUAUCUACAGAAUCAUUUUAAUCCUUUCAAUACAAUGUCUGAAGAUGUAGAACAUUGACGAAAUAUAAAAUUUUGCUAAAAAAAACAUCCUUGUUUCCUUUUCUUUAAAGUCUUUUUCUGAUUUUAAAAGGACCCUCGAUAAAAAAAAAAA